Messenger RNA from Lingula anatina, 1805 nucleotides. Its product is annotated as tRNA-dihydrouridine(20) synthase [NAD(P)+]-like. Gene Ontology annotation, molecular function: tRNA binding; tRNA dihydrouridine synthase activity; flavin adenine dinucleotide binding. The record is from RefSeq and is a predicted model, not a curated record. Lineage: Eukaryota; Metazoa; Brachiopoda; Lingulata; Lingulida; Lingulidae. Gene Ontology annotation, biological process: tRNA dihydrouridine synthesis. Gene Ontology annotation, cellular component: cytoplasm.
AUGAGAACAUUUUCUAGACCACCCCCCGCCCCCUGGGACUCGAUAAAUGUCCUGGAUCCUAUAGUGACCAGACUGAUUGACCAAUGACCGACACUAUUCUUAUAAUUUCAGAUCCUUACAACCUUAGUGAAUGGACUUUCCAUACCAGUGACUUGCAAAAUCAGGAUUCUCCCCACAGUUGAAGAAACUGUGAAACUGGCCAAACUGAUAGAAAGCACAGGAGUGGCAGCACUAGCAGUUCACGGUCGAACAAAGGAACAAAGACCACGCCAUGAAAACCAGAAUCAUUUCAUUAAAGCAGUGGCUGAAGCCCUAACCAUUCCAGUUAUUGCUAAUGGAGGAUCCAAAAAUCACAUCAGGAAAUAUGAAGAUAUAGAAUGGUUUCGUCUAGAAACUGGAGCAGAUUCAGUGAUGAUAGCGAGAACAGCAGAAUGGAAUACUUCUGUAUUUAGAAAAGAGGGAAUGCUUCCCACAGAUGAGGUCAUAAAGGCUUAUUUAAAAAUUGCAAUAGACUACAACAAUAAUAUGACCAAUACAAAGUACACAGUGCAGCAGUAUCUCCACGAGAAUCUCAACUCUCCUGUAGGGGAGGCAGUAAUGCAAGCAGAACUGAUGAGAGACCUCUGUGCACCUUGGGGUUUAGUUGAAUAUCUAGAAGAAACUGAACAAAAACGUCGAGAGAGAGCAGAGACUCUCAUACAGACAAUGGCAGAUGAAGAUGGAACUGGGUCAUAUGGACUGAAGAAAAGAAAACUCAAUGAUGGUUCCGAAAUUAUUGAAAUGCCCAUCAAGUUUAUAAGAAAAGAAUAUGAGGGCACAGGACCUAAAAUGAUUUUAUAUGAGUGGACAAAGAAGAAUAACCUACAGAAACCAGUUUAUGACACGGAACAAAAGGGAAAUGACCGUUGCUUCCAGUCAGUUGUCACUGUUGAUGGAAAAAAGUUUUCAUCUUGUCACUGGGAAAAGUCCAAGAAAUAUGCAGAAAAUGCAGCUGCCAUUGUGUGUUUACAGUAUCUUGGACUUCAUGAUGAAAGAAAACUAAACAUCGUCUGCCCAAUUCCAGUGGAUGGUGUUAGUUUGGGGACUCCACCAAUCAGAGUGGUCCUACCAGAGUCCAACAAGAAAAAGGACAAAUCAGGAGAGGCCUCACAAAAUGAUAAUGUAGCACAACAUAGUCUCAAUAAUGUAAAUGUUUCUGGGCAAAGACAGAACAGUUCUCAAACAAAAGAAGGUAUGAUAGAAAAACGGGAGACUAUAAAUGCCACAUGUGGGAUUUCAGGAAAUAUUGAUCCUUUAAAUUCUGUGCAUGAUACAGCUGUCGUGGAAGGAUUUAACUCACCUAAUGGUGAAGUCAAUGGUCACUGCAAGCUGAAAGAUAAACACUAAUUUGGAUUUACAUUUUAAAAUCACCAUUAUGGUCUGAAAUAGCAUGUGGGUUACAUUUUUAACCAUAAUGUGUCCAGUGCAGUUUUAUGUAGAAAAUUAUUUUCAGAGGUAGAAGAUCAUUUUAAGUAUUUCAGUAGCGUUUGAGUUUGAAUAAAAUUGCAUGAAAGUUUCCAUACCUCAAAGUAGAAAGAUGUAUUUUUUUCAUUUUUGCAAAAAUAUGACAAUUUAGGUUAUAUUUUUAGUAUAUCUUUCUUUUUGUGCACAAUUUAAACUUGACACUUUUAAAAGAUUUUGACUACAUUUGCCAUUUAAAAAAGCUGAAAUCUUUGCUCUUGAAUACAGAAGCAAAGAGAUGGACUUGAGUGUUUGAAAUCAAUGUAUAGUGAUAGUUGACAUCAGGGAUUGAUAAUUAUUUAAGA